CAGGAAAUAAAGUCCACUGGCAGGAGUGCCUCAACCACUGAGCCCUGCUGACUACAAUGCCUGGUUGUUUUCACCAAGCAGAGGAAUAAAAUGCCUUCAAAAAAAGUUACAUUUUAGAAAAAGUAACUAAUUUUUCCUCCAAAAUUUCCUUGUCUGUAGAGGAUUCGUUUGCUGAACACAUCCUUAAAGUGAUCUUUGUAGGUAACAUAAAGGAAGCAUCACGAUGAAGAGGGAAGAAAAGGCCCUCCCUUACACUAAACCCCUGGAUGGAGGAUGGGGAUGGAUGAUUGUGUUUCAUUUUUUCCUGGUAAAUGUGUUUGUGAUGGGAAUGACCAAAACAUUUGCAAUUUUCUUUGUGGUCUUUCAAGAAGAGUUUGAUAGCACUUCAGAGCAAAUUGGUUGGAUUGGAUCCAUCAUGUCAUCACUCCGUUUUUCUGCAGGUCCCCUGGCUGCUAUUAUUUGUGACAUACUUGGAGAAAAAACUACCUCCAUUCUUGGGACUUUCCUUGUUUCUGGUGGCUAUCUGGUCAGCAGUUGGGCCACAAGCGUUCCCUUUCUUUGUGUGACAAUGGGACUGUUACCUGGAUUGGGGUCUGCUUUCUUGUACCAAGUAGCUGCUGUGGUAAUUACCAAAUAUUUCAAAAAAAGACUGGGUCUUUCUACAGCAAUUGCCCGUUCUGGAAUGGGACUGACAUUUCUGUUGGCACCCUUUACAAAAUUCCUGAUAGAUAUUUAUGACUGGACAGGUGCUCUUAUAUUGUUUGGAGCUAUUAUAUUGAAUUUGGUGCCUUCCAGCAUGCUCUUAAGACCCACCCAUACCCAAACAGAGAACAAAGAUAUCAGUUUGUCUGAAACUGGACCAGGGAUAUUGUAUACGACAGAAACACCACACUGCAAUGAGACACAAGAGUCUUCCAUCGAUGGCAGUACUAUGAAGAAAUCUGGACAACCUACUAAAAAUUUAACUGUAUUAGAAAAUCAAAGUGAAGAAUUCAGCAAUGGGCCUCACAGGAACACGCUGUUACUUACAAACAAUGACAAAAGUUACAAGAUAAAGCUUGUUCCGUGGAACUGCAAAGAAAAACUUUUAGAUAUUUUUCUCUUUAGGAAUCCCUUCUUCUACAUAUUUACCUGGUCUUUUCUUCUCAGUCAAUUAGCAUAUUUCAUUCCUACUUUUCACCUAGUAGCCAGAGCCAAAACACUUGGAAUUGACAUAAUGGAUGCCUCCUACCUUGUGUCUGUAGCUGGUAUCACUGAGACAGUCAGUCAGCUCAUUUCUGGAUGGAUUGCUGAUCAAAACUGGAUCAAGAAGUAUCAAUACCACAAGUUUUACCUCAUUCUGUGUGGUAUAACUAACCUGCUUGCUCCUUUAGCCACCACAUUCCCACUCCUUAUGGCCUAUACUAUCUUUUUUGCCAUUUUUGCUGGUGGCUACCUGGCACUAAUACUCCCAGUAUUGGUCGAUCUAUGUAAGAAUUCUAGAGUACACAAGUUUUUGGGAUAUGCCAGUUUCUUUGCUGGGAUGGCUGUCCUUUCUGGACCACCAAUAGCAGGCUGGAUAUAUGAUUAUACACAGACAUACACAGGCUCUUUCUACUUUUCUGGCGCCUGUUAUCUCCUGUCUUCAGUUUCCCUUUUCUUUGUACCACUUGCUGAACGAUGGCAAAGCAAACAGUCUGACCCUCUAAGGACUACAAUCAAGUAAGAGCUUACUUAACAGAAGAAUCUAAACAAGAAUCUGGAAACAAAAGCUUAGGAGAAAAAUCUUUGUAAAAA
Meriones unguiculatus (Mongolian gerbil) is the source of this 1776-nucleotide messenger RNA. It is a transcript of the gene Slc16a4, whose product is annotated as solute carrier family 16 member 4. The record is from RefSeq and is a predicted model, not a curated record. The transcript is spliced from 9 exons. Bases 224 to 1705 code for a protein of 493 amino acids. Lineage: Eukaryota; Metazoa; Chordata; Mammalia; Rodentia; Muridae. Gene Ontology annotation, molecular function: monocarboxylic acid transmembrane transporter activity. Gene Ontology annotation, biological process: transmembrane transport; monocarboxylic acid transport.